This is a messenger RNA of Ruditapes philippinarum (Manila clam), 1688 nucleotides long. Its product is annotated as leucine-rich repeat-containing protein 74B-like. Lineage: Eukaryota; Metazoa; Mollusca; Bivalvia; Venerida; Veneridae. The record is from RefSeq and is a predicted model, not a curated record. Gene Ontology annotation, molecular function: calcium ion binding; protein binding.
ACAAUCAGUAGAAACAGUAACAGGUCACGUAAGUCACGAGCAGAAAGUGCAUCACAUGGUUUAAAUAGAGGUCAAAGUUCAGACAGUGACAGUGACCAUGAAGAGGGAAAGGGCACAACCUUUGAACCCGAUUUCAACACAGUUGACAUCAGCGAUGAAAAAGCCUUUGACACAGACUUGGAAGUUGAAGCCAUCCCUAAGAUACCGCAUGUUGUGGACGGAGUUUUGGAUUUCCAAAGCGUGAGACUCGCUUAUAGUGAACAGGCGGCACUGCUGAAAGCCGGUCAAACAGAGCUCAAUCAGUCCGCAUCUUACGAUCACACGGGGAAGACAUCGUACAUCGACACAUGUAAGAAACUUGGCGUUGUUCCAGCAUCAUACUACCUGCGUCACAUGCAGGACCGACAUUUAAACAUGAGGCAUCAUGGUCUAGGUGCCGCGGGGAUGAGGGCUCUGGCAGAAUCAUUAUCAUCGAAUACAAAUGUGUUAGAGUUAGAUCUCAGUGAUAAUUGGUUGGGACCUCAAGGUGGGUUGGCUGUCUGUGAAAUGCUCAAGGAUAACUGUUUCAUCACAGAAUUGAAUCUGUCAGAAAACAGACUAGGAACAGAAUGUGCUCCACAUCUAUCUCAGAUUAUGCAACAGAAUGUCACUUUAACACAUGUAACUCUCUCAGGAAAUGAAUUUGAUGACCAUUCUGCACCAUAUUUUGCUGAAGCCAUUCUGAAUUCAACAAAAGUACUACAUUUAAAUCUAAGUCAUAAUAAUUUUGGGGAUGUAUCCGGGACAAUAUUGGGACCAGCAAUAGCAGAUAACUCAUGUAUAAAGGAACUGGACCUGUCCUGGAAUUGUAUACGCAGAAAAGGGGCUGUUGCCAUUACGCAAGGGGUUAAGAAUAAUAUAUUUUUGAAGAAGAUUAAUCUAUCUUGGAAUGGAUUUGGUUUAGAAGGUGCACUAGGUCUUCAAGAUGCUUUGAAAGGAAACUCAGUUUUAGAAGAAUUAGAUAUAUCAAAUAAUCGUAUAACUGCAGAAGGUGCUGUAAUUAUAGGAAAAGGAAUUUCAGUCAACGAAACACUUAACACAUUAAAGAUGGGAAAGAAUCCUAUGCAAAGUGCUGGAUGUUAUGGAAUUUGUGCUGCAAUUUUACGCAAUCCAAACUGUGUGCUCAAGGUCAUAGACUUCAGUGAUAUACUGGUAAACAAAGAUUUUGAAGAUGUAUUCAAACAGGUUCAGGAACAAAUCCCCGAUAUCAAGCUUGCACAUGGUGGCAUGGAACCACCCCCAAAGCCUAAAGCUAAAGUUCAUCCGAUGGUAAAAUUGGUAAAUUACAUAGAGAAACAUGAGCUGCGAUUGGUCGAUUUUUUCAACAAGUUUGAUAAGGACGGGAGUAUGAGCGUGACACAUGAGGAAUUUGUGGAAGGAAUCGAGACUGCAAGACAGGCAAUAAAAAAGAAUGCACAGGAGACAGGUAUAAAAUUAAGUGAUGAUGAAAUUGAGGAACUGCUAAAUGAACUAGACAGAGAUGGGGAUGGAGAAAUCAACUAUAAUGAACUGGUAGUGAGUCAUGUAGACUUCCAGGAGAAGAGGGAACAAAUCAACACAGUGCUGACAGUCAUGCAACCACGACCUAUGACUACUUGACCUAUGACUACAUGACCUAUGACUACAUGUACUUGACCUAUGACUACAUG